Molecule: messenger RNA, 2940 nt
Organism: Fusarium poae
Lineage: Eukaryota; Fungi; Ascomycota; Sordariomycetes; Hypocreales; Nectriaceae
Exons: 9
Coding region: 1-2940 (979 amino acids)
Source: RefSeq, a predicted model, not a curated record
AUGGAACGGCUUAACUCACUUGCCGACGAGUUCAGAUCCUCACUCAAGGAACAUCAUGAAGAACAAUUCGAAAACACCACAAAGCAGGACAUGCGAAGAGAAAUCCACGACGUUCAAGCCCUACGAGAUGCGACAAAUAACAUGAUCAACAUGAAUCGAUUGCGAAUGUUCCUCAACGGGAUGGAAGAAUUCGAACAAGUCCUAUUAUUUCUGGAAUUUCCAGGCGCCGGGAGCGUCAUGUCAAACAUAUGGGGUGCAGUCAAGUUCUUGCUCAAGACGACGAACAUUGCAGACAGGGCAUUUGAUGGAGUGCUCGAGGUAUACGGGCUUCUGGGAGCCCAAUUGAUGCCUUUAACACGUCACAGAGAGUUCUUUAGAAGAUACCCAGGUUACAUCGAAUGCUUGGUGAAUAUUUAUAAUGAUAUUCAAAGCUUCCAUUCCCUAGCUUACAAGCUAUUCUCCCUCACCGCGAAGUUAUGGCAACGCCUCCAGAAGCCCAUCUGGGAUAACUCAUCACGAGUUUUCAAGAGAAUCUCCGAGUCACUCAACAAAACUGCCAAAAUCAUCAAGUCACAAAGCGAUCGUGCACAGAAUAUGCAUGCAGAUUAUGCCGAGAUUUGUUCUGCAUUGGAACAAUAUUCCUAUUCCUGGAAACAAGACUGGAGGACCUUCGAAGCCGAAGAAAGUAAGCAAAAACACGAGCAGAGACACGAGGUCAUUACAUGGAUCUCGGCAUCGGGGAAGAUGCCAAGGCUACAACAAACGUUUAGAGAAAUGGUAAUCUGUCCCAAGAGUGGGCGUUGGAUGUUUCGAAAGUAUAGCGCUGUGUCGGAUUGGAUGGGAGAAGAUGACCCUUCAGAUUCGGCACUCUGGUUGCAUGAGAAAGUUGGAUACGGGAAAUCGGUCUUGGCAUCGCUUGUGGUACAGGAACUACAAGACCCGGAAACACACUUUUUAAUUCCACAUGGCAGUAAAACCUGCUAUUUUUAUUGCCAAGAAGACGACAACGAACACAGGACGUAUCUCGACAUCCUCAAAGGCAUACUCUUACAGAUGGUCGAGGCAGAUGACUACGUCCUCCCACUCUGCAAUCAGGAGAAAAAUACCAGUGGAGGAGCAAAUCUUCUUGACCCAGAGGUUGCCAAAAAGCUCAUCAAGACAUUCAUUGAGUACAGUCCGAGACAGUAUAUCAUUAUCGACGGACUAGAUGAGUGCGACGGCGCUGAGAUCCAUCAAACAGCCCGGUUCUUCAAGGACCUCGUUUCUGUUUACAACACUCAAGUGCGGCUAGGCCAUUUGCGGGUCAUGUUCAUCGGAAGGGAGACGUCAGAUACGAGGAAGUUUAUAUCCGGGGAUGAUUGUCUUGAUGUCCCACUAAAGCCGGAAGACAACCAUGACGAUAUCAGAGCUUUCGUCCAGAAAAGGAUACCCGAGUUUUCCAAUUCCGAGUAUAGUCAGGGAUUCAGCUUGUCUGAAGCUGACAAGGAUGACCUCGAGAGGAUUGUUUGCUCUCAAAGUCAAGACUCAUUCCUAUACGCCCACCUCGCCAUUGAGUUUCUCCUGCAACAAGACACCAAGGGAGACUUGUUAACCCUACUGAGACAAGGAAUCCUUCCCACCGAACUCGGUGCUAUGUAUGAGAAGUUGCUUGAAGCUGUCAAGACAAGACUAUUGUCCAGACAUGGGGGAGAGUCACAAUGGCAGAGAUCAAAGUCCAUGUUUGGAUGGCUCGUCUGUGCGAAGAGACCGCUUAGAUGGCACGAAAUGCAAGCCAUCUUGUCUUUUGAUGAACGAGAGCUCAAGAUCGAUUUCGAGAACAAGAUGAUGAGACAAGAUGUUGAAAAAUAUCUUGGAUCAAUAAUUCAUGUACUGGACGGCGAUAACAUCCGUCUCAUUCAUUCAAGUGCAAGACACCAUAUCAUUCAGAAUAAGUACAUUCAAGAGAAAUUAGUUCAAUGCCAGCUUGCGACUACUUGUUUGAGAUAUCUCACACUAUCUUGUUUCGGAAACACCUAUAUGUCAUCGGAACGUAGUGAGCAUGCCAAAGGCGGCUGGUUCGCCUUUCAGGAUUACGCUUGUUCUCAAUGGCUGUACCAUAUCGACACAGUCAUCAAAGAUUGCAGUGACCUCUUCCAACGUCCCUGUCAGGUCACAACAGACUUUGUCUUGUCUUUACAACAAUUCGUCAACGCCCAUCGAUCAGAGCUCACCACAUCCGAGCAUAUUGACUUGGAACAAGACGUUAUUUCCAAGUUCCAGAACUUCCACUUUUACGGAGACCUCCGACUGCUUUGGAACCACAUUUACACCCAUCAACGCGGCGACUACGCAACAAGGAACACGAUUGGUAUCGCUCGGAUUGAAACUGGUCUCAAGGAUAACAGAACUGAACUGGAGCGAUUCUUGCCUGAUCAGCGAGUGGGCGAUGAAGAUACCGUGAAGCAAUACUAUGGCGCCAACCUUUUCAAAUGUCGCCGGACACUAUGUCGUUUCUUCUACAUCGGCUACGACAAGAAAACUACAUUCUCAAUUUCAUCUCAAUUUCCUACUUACAAUGGGUUACUUAUACUUUGGUUCCAACUCGAUACUCUGGUGCUUUGCCUCAGCCCAAAUUGCAUCAUCCGCGAACACAGCAAGUCCAACUCGUCGAUAUACUCCGCUCCUUACUGCUAUCACGAUCAACGCUAUCGCAUUCUCGAAACCAUCGGAUUCUUUCGCUUUACCCAGCAGAAGAUAAUGGCAUCUUUUGCCUUUAUUCUCCACUUUCUGCGCUGUCUCGUCGAGGUCAAAAUACUCAUCGAUUUCCUCCCGUGUAUCCUCAUCAAUGUGGUCUUCCGACGCGAUACGACAAGACAUCGUGACUUUUGCGGCCGUCACAAUUUUCAUAUUGGCAUCUUCCUUCUCUAUCGGUUCUUCGAAGUGAAUCCUGCCGUUGACUGA